AUGGACGAGCGUCAAAUUGUUCUUCAGUUGCAUUCCACCUGCUUACUCUGCACGCCCUCAGUUAUUCCACUUCAUCCCACAAUCUGCGUUAUCAUUAUCAUUGUCCCUUGUCAAGGAGUCGACUUCUUGGAUAUGUCUGAAGGAACUUGGGAGAAGUUGGCCCAGAUCACCGUCAAGGGUGCUGAACACGACUCUCGUGAACGCCUUCCCCAUCCCCAAUGUUUGGAAGGGACCCGAGUGGUCCUUCUCAAUCACAUCUACGGAGUAUUAGAUGACAAAUCAAAGAGUCGACUCAUUUGGCUUCAUGGCACAGCGGGCGUCGGAAAGUCUGCUGUUGCGUUCACUGUGGCUGAAAGGAUGAGAGGUCUGAAGGUGAUGGAGGAGACGAAUGUCGAGAAGCGGCUUGCGGGAACAUUCUUUUUCUCCCGCAAGCACACGAAUCGGCGUACAACUGGUUAUUUCUUUGCGACGCUUGCCUACCAGCUGGCCAGCAACUUCCCCAGCGUCAAGACGCAUGUAAAUAAAGCUAUUCUCGAGAACCCUGCCCUUCUACACCCCGAUGGGUCUCUCCGCAAGCAGAUGGAAGAGUUGUUUUCCCGACCUCUGCGGCAGCUCAAAUCCAGACUACGCGAGUGUCCGCCUUUGACAUUCGUUAUUGAUGCCCUCGAUGAAUGCACAGAAUCCCUCGAUCAAGCCUCACCGGAAUCCCUCGAUCAAUCCACAUUCGAAAACAAAUCCGAAAUCGAGCUUGCUGAACUCAUUUCCCUGCUCGCCCAAGCUCUUCGUGAUCCUAAUUUGCCCGUAAUCCACAUUUUAGUCACAAGCCGCUCGGAAGCGCAUAUCCAAGAAGCCAUGCAGAACGAAGACGUGUGCCCGCUGGUGUGCGAGAUACCAGUGAAGAUUUCCGGACAGGGCGUUGCUGCUACCAUCUCGUUAGACGGCGCAGAUGUUGACGAAGACAUCUAUUUGUUCUUGGAACAUUCGUUCAAAAGAAUGCGCAGUCGCUUUUCCACUUUCCCGCAGCCAACGAAGGGUCAACUUGAACGGCUAGCGAACCGAGCGGGCAGACGCUUCAUCGUCGCAUCUACAAUGAUGAAGUUUAUCAAUGAUCAACACAGUGAUCCCCGCGAUCGGCUUGAGCUCAUGCUCGAACUAACAAGUGAACUGCUUCCAGGGACGGAGGUGUACAAGUUAUACGACCGUAUUCUCUCCACAUGCGCUGACCCGACGCAGGCAUACCUGCACUUGUCGGUUGUUGCUGCCCUUGCGGAUCCUCUACCCAUGGCACAAAUCUCGGAACUUCUUGGCCCUGGUCAGGGCAGGGAUGUCGAGGCAGUACUGGUGCAGCUACGGUCUGUCAUAGAUAUUCCUACCGACAGCAGUCUCCCCGUGAACAUAUAUCACUCCUCUGUCCGUGACUACGUUUCCCACCGCUCCAACUGCAGCCUCAUUCAAGUGAAAUAUAUCACAUCACCACAUUCCCUACUCGCUCUUUCCUCUCUCCACUUGAUCAUGUACGGCAUCCCAGAACGUAAGGCUCUCUUGGACGCUCUCUCAGAAUUGACGAAGCACAGCAAUGCUAUGGUACCCCAGGAGCCCCAGAAUUUAAAACACUCAUUAUCUUUCAUGGUCCAGCCACCGGACCCACUGCAAGUUAUUACAGCCCUACUAUGGCUUCGGGGAGAUCGAGGCUCAAACUUCCAAUUCUGGCUAGAGACCAUGGACGGGCGUGCCUGGCUGCAGACUGACGGAGUGGAAGACUGGCUGCAGACUCAGGGGGGGAAGGACUGGCUGCUGACUCACGCGGCGAACAGAAAGCGCGACAGACUGGCUGCGAACAACAAGCGCGAGGGACUGGCUGCAAACAGAGAGCGCGGCACACUGGCUGAAGACAUAUAG
Suillus clintonianus is the source of this 1899-nucleotide messenger RNA. RefSeq lists its product as uncharacterized. The record is from RefSeq and is a predicted model, not a curated record. The coding region runs from base 1 to 1899 and encodes 632 amino acids. The transcript is spliced from 5 exons. NCBI's taxonomy places the organism in Eukaryota, Fungi, Basidiomycota, Agaricomycetes, Boletales, Suillaceae.